Triplophysa dalaica is the source of this 1464-nucleotide messenger RNA. RefSeq names its product iroquois homeobox 4a (gene irx4a). The coding region runs from base 73 to 1464 and encodes 463 amino acids. The transcript has 5 exons. NCBI's taxonomy places the organism in Eukaryota, Metazoa, Chordata, Actinopteri, Cypriniformes, Nemacheilidae. Gene Ontology annotation, biological process: cell development; regulation of transcription by RNA polymerase II; neuron differentiation. The record is from RefSeq and is a predicted model, not a curated record. Gene Ontology annotation, cellular component: nucleus. Gene Ontology annotation, molecular function: RNA polymerase II cis-regulatory region sequence-specific DNA binding; DNA-binding transcription factor activity, RNA polymerase II-specific.
AUCAAUUGUUACAGUGAAACACAGUAGACCUGCAGUCUCGCCUGCUUUCUCGGAAACUGGGAUCACUCUACAAUGUCCUAUCCUCAGUUCGGAUAUCCUUACUCUUCAGCACCACAGUUCCUCAUGACCACCAACUCUUUGACAUCUUGCUGCGAGUCGAGCACCAGGUCCAUCUCGGAUUCCUCUGCGCAGACGCCCGUGUACUGUCCCGUGUAUGAAAGCAGACUCCUGGCCACUGCCAGACACGAGCUGAGCUCCGCCGCAGCGCUGGGAGUCUAUGGGAACCCCUACACAAGUAGUCAAGGCUAUGGGAAUUAUGUUACCUAUGGAGCAGACGCCUCUGCUUUCUACUCUUUGGGAACGUUUGAUGCCAAGGAUGGGAGUGCGUCUGCGCAUGCGGGAAUAACCCAGGCUGCAGCGUAUUACCCAUAUGAUCCCACCCUGGGACAGUACCAGUAUGACAGAUACGGAUCUAUGGAGGGAGGAACCAGAAGAAAAAACGCCACCCGUGAAACAACCAGUACGUUGAAAGCAUGGCUUCAGGAGCACAGGAAAAACCCUUAUCCUACCAAAGGCGAGAAGAUAAUGUUGGCCAUCAUCACCAAAAUGACCCUCACACAAGUUUCCACGUGGUUCGCCAAUGCUAGAAGGAGACUCAAGAAAGAAAACAAGAUGACAUGGCCACCGAGAAACAAGGGCUCAGAUGAUAAAAAAUACGAUGAUGAUGAGGAUGGGUCACAAGAAGAUCAAAUCAAAAGUGAAACCAAUGAUGACGAGGGCAAAAGUCGAGAGGACAAGGAGCUUCAGCUUAGUGACUUGGACGAUUUUGACACCAUCGAAUCGGAGACCUCAGAGUGUGAACUUAAACAUCGCUUCCACAUGAACGCGCAUAUGGCGACAACCGAUGAUCAAAUCAAAGAAACCUCUCCAAAACUAUCUAUUCCGGGUCUGCUUGAAGCUGACCACGAUUUAACCAAAAGUUGCUUAAAAACGACCACUGAAGACUGCGAACACGAUGUCGGUGACCUUCGGCACACCAAAACGUGUUUCCAACAGCAAGGCCAUCCAUUACUGGACAGCAAACCGCGAAUCUGGUCCCUGGCCCAGACCGCGACGUCGUUAAACGCAACAGAAUACUCCUCGUGUAUGCUUAGGUGUCAACCAUCACCCUCAGCCUCCUCACCUGUUAACGUCCUGGAGAGACAGCAGGACUCACCGGUAACCACUCUCAGAAACUGGGUAGAUGGAGUUUUUCACGACCCCCUGUUUAGACACAGCUCCUUAAACCAAGCACAAACGAACACUUCAGUUUCUUGGACGACCUCGACCAAAGGGUCUAUCUUAGAGACAGGGGCCAUUGGACGCUCCAUAGUAAACAACAACGUGAUAAAAACACAACAGCAGGAGGCCACUAAGGACAAUAUGACAUUUGCGAAGGGGGUGAAUAAAAUAUUCUGUUCCUAG